Molecule: messenger RNA, 1369 nt
Organism: Eutrema salsugineum
Lineage: Eukaryota; Viridiplantae; Streptophyta; Magnoliopsida; Brassicales; Brassicaceae
Exons: 5
Coding region: 138-1049 (303 amino acids)
Source: RefSeq, a predicted model, not a curated record
GAAACGCGACUAACAAAAACAAAAAUCGAGAUCGGAAAUUUCACACGGUUCCCGCCUCAACGAAAUCAAAAACCCUAAUUUCCCACUCUCCAGAUCCUGCAGAAUUACCACCGACGGAUCGAUUCUAAUCUCUAGAGAUGGCUGAAGAUAGCGGCAAAUUAGUGUCCGGAGAAACCCGCCACGCUUUGGGUGAUUUGACAAAUCUUCCAAGGAAGAGGUUAUUCUCGUCGAUUUUGGGUGAUUUGCUUCAUAAAUCUGAAGGUGAAUCUGGUAGGAACGUUGCUCAUGAAGGUUCGAGGGUAGAGUUUUCAAAGAGGUUGUGUUUAGUUGUAGAUGACUUGGUGAAGGAAAAUGAUACAAACGAAGGGUCCUCUUCGGAAUGUAAGAUUAGUUCUUGUGAUUCCGAUGGCAAAGAAUCUGGGGAAUCUCAUGAUGCUGCUACGGUGGAGGAUUCCAGUGUAGAUGGCAAACCAUUGAAGGAGAUGUAUUUUGAACCUGGUGACAGAGACGGUGCACGAGAGUUAAACGAGGCUGAUCAAGCUGCUGUUGCUGCUGGUGAAGGCUUGGCUUUAUCUGUGUUUAGCAGCAAUGCCGAGAGCCAGAAUCCACUGCCUAAAUGUCAGAAUUUGAGAUCAUUUGAAAUGAGUAGAUGCUCUAAUGUGAAUCAGAAUAUGGGAGAGGACUUGCUAAAAUCAUGCUCUUGUUCUUUUUGCCUUAAAGCUGCGUAUAUCUGGUCAGAUCUUCAUUACCAGGAUAUCAAAGGUCGAUUAUCUGCCUUGAAGAAGAGUCAGAAACAAGCUAGCAAUAUGAUUCAAAGGAAUGGUAAAGAAAGGCCUCUGGAUUUCCUUGCCUUGGCAAAUUCCGCUAGUUCUGCAAAUCUAGAAUCUGAUCUCAUGGGCCAAUGGAGAUCGCUCUUUCUUAGCAUGGGCGAUAUCCUCGCUCAUGAAAGUAACCAGCUUCAAAAUAGGUUUUUGACAAUGAAAGAAUUGCGGGAAGAUUGCAAGAUCGAUUUGGAGAGAGCUACGAAAACAUUUCAAGAGAACGCCUAGUAAGUGCCCUUUUCUACUUGAUCAAACACUGUAUGGAGUCAAAAGCUUAUCUUUAAUUUUCGCACCAGCUCGUGUGAAAUCUUUAUAUAUGCUCGAUGCUAUGUAUAGAUGCCUAAUAAGCGUAAACAAUUCUGUAUGUAUGUGCAACUACUGUUUUUGUUAGUUCUUUCUUCAAAACUCACGUUGUUCUUCAAGACCAACAGUUACCACACAGACGCAUGUUUCUUAGUGUUUAUUUGGCAUUGACUAUUUUGCUGCCUCAGACUCGGUAGUUUACACGUGAUGUAAACCAUUCCGUUGCCGUAUGUAUGUGUUUUUUU